Molecule: messenger RNA, 820 nt
Organism: Zingiber officinale
Lineage: Eukaryota; Viridiplantae; Streptophyta; Magnoliopsida; Zingiberales; Zingiberaceae
Product: GPI-anchored protein LLG1-like
Exons: 3
Coding region: 111-608 (165 amino acids)
Source: RefSeq, a predicted model, not a curated record
CGCAGACACGUUACUUUUGUCCUUGACUUUUCGUUUCAGCUCUAAUGUUGAAUCCUAUUUAGCAGUCAGUGGUUCUGUUCGUCUUCUUCUGCUGUCGGGAAAGGGAGGAGAUGGGCUUGAGUCGGAAGGCUACCUCGCCGGCGGUUCUUCUGGCUGCGUUCGUCGGGCUGGCGGCCGCUUCGGGAUUCAUCUCCGAGGACGUGUUCGUGCGUCGCUUGCCUGGCGGCCGGAGCUUGCUGCAGCAAACGACGGAUUGCCCUGUGAAUUUUGAGCGCCAGAACUACACGAUCUUCACAAGCAAGUGCAGGGGUCCCGAGUAUCCUGCAGACCAGUGUUGUUCUGCUUUCACAGAAUUUGCAUGCCCAUAUGCUUCCUACUUGAACAAUUUGACAAACAACUGUGCAUCAACCAUGUUCAGUUACAUUAACUUGAAUGGGCACUAUCCUCCAGGCUUGUUCGCUAAUGAGUGUCAUGGUGACAAGGACGGACUUCCCUGUCCUGCUCCUCCACAGUCAGAGGACAAUACGAGCUCUUGCAAUCUCAGUCAGACUCCUGUAUCUUUUUUCUUCCUUGUUUGUGGAAUCAUUCUAGAGUUUCUAUUUUCAUAAGAGUGAAUUUAAACUCACUUGACCUUAAGCUACUUGAUGAUGGAAAGACUGUCAUCAAUCUCAAUUAUAGAUUGCAAGUGUUGUGCCCUUGACUGUUUUUGUUCUUGCAAUUGACAUCUUACUUGCGGAAGCUUAUAGGUACAUAUUUAAGUCUGUAACAAACUGAUUUGAUGUUGGAAUAAGUGAGCAGCCAUGCCAAGCUUUUGUUGUUU